CACAAACACGUACUUUAUACGGUUGACCGGUCUUGAGAGCUUUUCUCUCUCCAAAUUGCAGAAACCUGUAAUUCUGGAAAUCGGUUGCUUGAUCCACGUAGCUAGGACCUCUGGCUUUUAGGCCUUUUGAGUUCUUCCCGCCCAUGAUGGGGAAGAACAAGAAGAAUGGAGCAAAGGGCAAAAUGGGUCCGUCUACAUCCAAGGAUGCAGAACCUAAGAGUACUCAAAUGGAUACUUUGGGAAACAUGGAACAAAGGAAAAAUGCAGUAGUUGUUGAUUUGAACAAGGAGAUUGUGGAGGAUGUUGAAGUAUGCAGGGAGUCCAGUGAAGAAAACCAAACACAAGGAGAAAGAAAAGAUGGAGAAGCAGAGUUGUUUAAGGCACAUAAGGUUACUGAUAAAUUGCCCGAACCAACUAGAGGUGCUGGAACGAAAUCAUCCUGGGCAGGUUUGUUUAAAGACAACAGAGCACCCUCAAAAGGACUAAAGCUACGAUACAUAGAACCAGAGGGUGACUUCGUAGACCUAUCAGAUGGAACACUAUGUGACUUAAUCUCAAUUUGGGGCUACUGCUUAGUAGGCUGCUUCACCGGGGACUUUCCUGGGAUGAGAGCUAUACACAAUCUUAUGGAAUCAUGGGGAGUAAGGUGUAAGCUUCUACCACAUAAAAAAGGUUGGGUGAUUUUUCAAUUCAAGAGUGAGGAAGAUAGAACAAAGGUUUUGAUGGGAGGUCCGUACAUGGUGUUAGGCCGAUCACUAAUGCUGAAAAACCUUCAACAAGGCUUCAGCUUUGAAGACGAAGAAUUUUUAAAGGUUCCCAUCUGGCUCAAACUACCUCACCUACCUAUGGAUUGUUGGAGUGAGGACUCAGUUAGUAAGAUAUCAUCUAGGCUGGGCAUGCCUAUCUUUACGGAUGGAGUUACAAGUGAGAAGACAAUGUUGAAUUAUGCUAGAGUUUUGGUGGAAGUAGAUGUGUCCAAACCUCCACCACUUUUUGUUGAUAUAAAAUUGCCAAAUGGGAGGAAAAGGAGGCAGUUCGUCAUAUACGAGACUUUCCCAGACUAUUGCUUCCAUUGCAAAAAAUACGGUCAUCAUGCUUUUACCUGCAAGGUGCUCCACCAGCUUGAAAGAGAAAAGGAGAUAGGGGAGGACCAUGCAAUUACAUCUGUGCAAGUCAUAGAUGAUCAACCUCAGGAGGCCAUGUCCAUAGCUAAAUGUCCUAUCAAAAAAAGGGGGGAAAUAAUUGAAGAGGAAGCAAAGAGUGCAGGCAUCCAGACGACACAGGAGGGUGGAAAUACCCAAAAGGAAAUAGGUCAUACUAGUGCGAAAACAGCCCCACUAUCCAAACUUGUAGGAGAGACAAGGAACACUGAUGCGAAAGUAGUGGAAAAUGGGCCUGAGAAGCUUAAGAGGGCUGGAACAGUUCCAAAUGAGGGUGGCACUUUGGCUAAUAAUAAUAGGGCGGUUCCUGUGAAGAAGAUAAUAGAUGGCAGUACAACCAAUAAGGCGAAUUCAAGUGGUGUCACUAAAUUGGGUCCAAAUGGAUCAAUGCCUGAGGCACACAGGAACAUUAAACUUGAUAAAGGGGUGAAUGGGAGCUACACAGCCUCUACCAGUAUUAAAUGAAGAUCUUAUCCUGGAAUGUAAGAGGCAUGAAUACUGCCUCUAAACAAAACACUAUUGUACAGUAUAUUAGAAAGCAUAAUAUUGUUUUUAGUUCACUCUUGGAAACUAAACUUAGAGAUGAAGGUAAGCUGAAAGAGUUUAUCGAAAAGAAGUUGGGAGGAUGGAUUUACGAAAGCAAUUUCAAUCAUAUGGAGGGUGGAAGGAUGGGGGUCUGUUGGGACCCAACUAGAGUUUCAUGCGAAGUUCUUGAUAAGGGAUCCCAAUUUAUCCACUGCAAGCUAAAGUGUAUGAUAUCACAGCUUCCAUUUCUUGCUACCCUUGUGUAUGCAGUAUAUACUGUCAGGGAGAGAAGGAGGUUAUGGGAUCAUAUUCUAAACCUUGGGAGGUCUAUUACAUUGCCUUGGAUCGUCUUGGGAGAUUUCAAUUGUGUGUGCUCACCAGAAGAGAGGUUAGGGAGUGAUGAACCUCUAGCUUACCAGAUGACUGACUUGGUAGAUUGUAUGAAUCUACUAGAGUUGGAGGACGCAACUGCAUCUGGUGAUUUGUUUACUUGGAGGAGAAAUCAGAAGUGGGCCAAACUUGAUAGGGUUUUAGCCAACCAGUGUUGGAGAGACCAAAGACUUCUAUGUCAUGCUGAAUUCUUGGGAUUCGAUGUGGCGUCUGACCAUUGCCCUGUUGUUGUUAAUUUGGUGAGGAACGAGGAAGGCGGAUGCAAGCCUUUCAAGUUCUACAACAUGUGGAUGAAAGCACCUAAAUUUAAAUACAUUUUGAAUGAAGUUUGGGAUAUGCCAGUGGUGGGUAACCGACAAAAGAUCCUUUGCGCGAAAUUGAAGAGUUUGAAAGGCCCUUUGAAGCAACUAAACUGGAAUGAGUUCUCUCACAUCUCUUCAAGAGCCAGUAAAGCUAAUGAGGAGUUUGAAGUAGCUCAUAAACGCCUCUUGGAUGAUCCCUCAAACCCUCAUCUGUUGGAAACUGUCAACACCUUAAGGCAUAAAGCUUUGUUUUUAGGGGACGCUGAGAAGAUAUUCUUUCAGCAAAAAGCAAAAGCAACGCACCUAAUGGAGGCUGAUAGAAGCACCAAAUACUUUCACUCCAUAUCAAAGAAGAAUGCGGCUAGGAAUACCAUUGCAUUUAUCACAAAGAAGGAUGGUGAACCCACUACUUCUCUGUCAGAAGUGGCAAAAGAAUUUGUUGGUUUCUUCCAGGAGCUCUUUGGCACUCCAUCAAUCUGCAUUCCAGCUCGUGAACAGGUUAUUAAGAAGGGAAGAUUAGUUUCCACAGAGAUGGAGGAUUUCUUGU
Molecule: messenger RNA, 2924 nt
Organism: Cuscuta epithymum
Lineage: Eukaryota; Viridiplantae; Streptophyta; Magnoliopsida; Solanales; Convolvulaceae
Source: the annotation of a GenBank genome assembly